AUGGACCCCUUCGAGACUCUGACGGCGGCUCAGUCGCCGGUAGACCCGUUCGGAACUCCACCGGCGACCCCGCGCCCCGCGGCGGAUGUGGCGGAUUUCAUUAACGCAUUAUGGAGUCGCGGUGGUGCGCGCGGAGCGCGCCACUGGAGCGCCGAAGGCGCGACAGGCGGAGAGCACGCCAGCGCAGGCGGAUCAUGCUCGCUGGCAGAUGGUGGAGUCGCCGGGGUGCGCGCGGAGCGCGCCACUGGAGCGCGGACGGGCGGAGCGCGCGUCAGCGCAGGCGGAGCAUGCUCUCUGGCAGAUGGUGGAGUCGCCGGGGUGCGCGCGGAGCGCGCCACUGGAGCGCCGAAGGCGCGACGGGUGGAGCGCGCGUCAGCACAGGCGGAGCACGCUGGCACACGGUGGAGUAACAGGCGAAGCGCGGAUAAUUUUACGGUGCAGCGAAGCGCACCCACAGGCCACCUUGUACACGUAGGGCUACACAACUACAAAAACAACUACAAAAACAACUAUUCAUACGUACACGUGUACAGGUAA
Molecule: messenger RNA, 537 nt
Organism: Micromonas pusilla CCMP1545
Lineage: Eukaryota; Viridiplantae; Chlorophyta; Mamiellophyceae; Mamiellales; Mamiellaceae
Exons: 1
Coding region: 1-537 (178 amino acids)
Source: RefSeq, a predicted model, not a curated record